Molecule: messenger RNA, 1116 nt
Organism: Hevea brasiliensis (rubber tree)
Lineage: Eukaryota; Viridiplantae; Streptophyta; Magnoliopsida; Malpighiales; Euphorbiaceae
Exons: 4
Coding region: 188-712 (174 amino acids)
Source: RefSeq, a predicted model, not a curated record
AAAACCCGUUUUUCACCUUUAUUACAAAGUCCACAACUGCUCAAAACCCAAUCCACCCACCUCUAUAAAUUCGUCUCAGCCGCCCCUCAUUUCGUCUUUUCUAUCCUCGUGGCACCUUGUCCUGAUUUUCUUCCACCGGAGGACUCCUCCAGGCGUUCUUUUGUAGAAUUAUUGUGCAAAUUUGAAGAUGAAUCACUUAAAUCUUCAUAAGAACGCCAGUGCCUCCUGUGAUGAGACUAGAGGCUUGGUUUCAAUAUAUGAUUCCAAGGGUUCUGUUGUUUGCCCCAAACCCCGGCGAGUUGGAAUUCUGGCUAACAAUCCCAUCAGGCCUUUGAGAUGGCACAUGAGUCAUCAAGCAGAGAUGUGUGAUUCAAAAGCUGGGGCUGAGCUUUUGGACAUUAUCCUCAUGAAGGAUGGUCAUGGGGCUGAACAAUCUGCAACCUAUUUAGCCUCAUCACCCCCCUUUUUUUGUGGGUCUCCUCCUACCAGGGCUGCUAACCCAGUCAUCCAAGAUGCCCGAUUUGGAGAUGAAAAACUUGCUCUAGUUCCACCAUUGUUGAUUCCAUCACCUUCAAGUUUAUCAUCUCCAACGUCACGCAAAGGAGAGUGCAUGAGAAUGAAGUUUGGGCUUAAACCAGCUGCAGUUAGAGUAGAAGGAUUUGAUUGCCUCAAUAGGGAUCGCCAAAAUUCCAGUAUCCCUGCUAUGGCCUAGAACUCAUAAAAAUUAAGUGUACAUAGAAGGAAGCUAAGUCGCUUCCAGAGUCACAAAACAUAGCAGACUUAAAAAGAGGGAAUUUUGUAUCUUUUUGGAGAGUCGAGAAUUGCUACAAGUAGUGUAUAUAUGAUAUGUUUUAGCUGAUGAUCAUUGCUAAUAUCUCAGUAAGUAGUUUGAUUGAAGAAAGAAGUGAAAGUUCUUAAGAGAGGUUUGAAUAUGUUUGAGAGCUUAGCUCUUUUGUAAUGUAAGAUAAGAGGGUUAGUAUUUGGGAGGGUCUUUUGAUUUCAUUCAGUGAUCACCAUGAAAAAAAUUCUGUAUAGUGCCUAUUGGUGAUUGAAUUUUGGUCAUUUACCCUUGUAAAUGUAAUUCGGUGAUUGUUAAUGGCAUGGUCCGUUUUUUCA